GAUAUCGUGGAUUUCACGGUUGGUUGGUACGUUGAGCCGGAUCAACCGAAGAGUGUCGGCGAUAAAUGCGCUGAGCUUUUGACGGAUCUGAGAGCGUUCUGGUUCGAUGCGUUGCCGACGGCGGUUACGUUGAUGAAACAGUUCGUGACCGACAUAAAUGCAUAUCUUGAGGUUUGUUUUGAGGAGAGUUUAGAACAAUUUUGA
Molecule: messenger RNA, 204 nt
Organism: Anisakis simplex (herring worm)
Lineage: Eukaryota; Metazoa; Nematoda; Chromadorea; Rhabditida; Anisakidae
Source: the annotation of a GenBank genome assembly